Messenger RNA from Acomys russatus (golden spiny mouse), 1333 nucleotides. RefSeq names its product F2R like thrombin or trypsin receptor 3 (gene F2rl3). Gene Ontology annotation, molecular function: thrombin-activated receptor activity. Lineage: Eukaryota; Metazoa; Chordata; Mammalia; Rodentia; Muridae. Gene Ontology annotation, biological process: thrombin-activated receptor signaling pathway; blood coagulation; positive regulation of Rho protein signal transduction. The record is from RefSeq and is a predicted model, not a curated record. The transcript has 2 exons. The coding region runs from base 121 to 1305 and encodes 394 amino acids. Gene Ontology annotation, cellular component: membrane.
UAGGGUUAUCGGCCCAAGGUACAGUUUCUCUUCCCGCUGGGGCUCCGGAAGCUGGGGGUGGGGUUGACAGGGCAGGAAGCCCGAGGAUGCAGCCUAGAAGCAGAGGCUGACCCUGGCAGCAUGUGCUGGCUGCUGCUAUGUCCACUGGUGCUGGGGCUCAGCCUGGCAGAGGGCACCCAGACCCCCAGCAUCUAUGACGAUGGAGAGAGUACCGAGGGAGGCCGUGAAGGCACUCUGGCUCCCACAGCAGAAUUCAACGAGUCGAAGGCCCCCGGCCAGCUUCAUCCUCGAGGCUUCCCAGGCAAGUUCUGUGCCAAUGACAGCGACACACUAGAGCUCCCGGACAGCUCGCAAGCACUGCUGCUAGGGUGGGUCUCCACCAGGCUGGUACCUGCCCUCUACGGGCUGGUGGUGGCCGUGGGGCUGCCUGCCAAUGGGCUGGCGCUGUGGGUGCUGGCCACAAGGGUGCCGCGCCUGCCAUCCACCAUCCUGCUCAUGAACCUGGCCGUCGCAGACCUGCUCCUGGCCCUGGUGCUGCCUCCCCGCCUGGCCUACCACCUGCGUGGACAGCGCUGGCCAUUUGGGGAGGCUGCCUGCCGCGUGGCCACAGCCGCCCUCUACGGCCACAUGUAUGGCUCAGUGUUGCUGCUGGCCGCAGUCAGCCUGGACCGGUACCUGGCCCUGGUGCACCCUCUGCGGGCCCGUGCGCUUCGUGGUCAGCGCCUCACCGCCGGGCUCUGCUUGGUGGCCUGGCUCUCUGCAGCCACCCUAGCCUUGCCUCUCACUCUGCAGCGGCAGACCUUCCAGUUGGCUGGCUCUGACCGUACGCUGUGUCAUGAUGCCCUGCCCCUGGCCGAGCAGACCUCCCACUGGCGCCCGGCCUUCACCUGCCUGGCUGUCCUGGGCUGCUUCCUGCCGCUGCUGGCCAUGUGCCUGUGCUAUGGGGCCACCCUCCGUGCACUGGCAGCCAAUGGCCAGCGCUACAGCCAUGCACUCAGACUGACAGCCCUGGUCCUGGCCUCGGCGGUCGCCUCUUUCACACCCAGCAACGUGCUGCUGGUCUUGCACUACUCAGACCCAAGCCCCGAGGCCUGGGGCGAUCUCUACGCAGCCUAUGUGCCCAGUCUGGCGCUCAGCACCCUCAACAGCUGCGUGGACCCUUUCAUCUACUACUAUGUGUCCCACGAGUUCAGAGACAAGGUACGGGCCUUGUUGUGUCGCCAUCCGGAGGCCAGCAGCUCCUCUCAGGCCUCCAGGGAUGCUGGAAGCCGAGGGACUGCCAUUUGCUCCUCUACGCUUCUGUGACUGGUGGCUGAGGCGGGAAGGGAACACA